Vanessa atalanta (red admiral) is the source of this 835-nucleotide messenger RNA. RefSeq lists its product as uncharacterized. The record is from RefSeq and is a predicted model, not a curated record. The transcript is spliced from 4 exons. Bases 1 to 567 code for a protein of 188 amino acids. NCBI's taxonomy places the organism in Eukaryota, Metazoa, Arthropoda, Insecta, Lepidoptera, Nymphalidae.
AUGACGUUUAAAAUGAUAUACUUUGUAGGUUUGAUAUUGCUUGCUAAUAGUUUAUCAUGUUUUCCUAAUCGAACGCCGAAAAAAGAAUCUUCGUGCAAUUGGCCCUAUAUAACGAGAUGUUUGACUAAUUUUAAACCCAUUUUUGAUUUUAAACCGUAUUUUCCAGUUUUAGGUCUAAACUUAAAUAAGGAUAACGAUAAUAAACAAAUGAAUCGCAUGCCCUUUUCUUUUCCUGUAAUUAAGGAGAAUGAACGCUCAGAUUUUAGCAAUAACGAAAAGCAGGAUUCCCUUCACGUAAACGCUGACCAAUCAUCGAAAAAUAUAUCUGAAGAUAAAAUUUAUAAAGUAACGACUACAAAUCCUAAAAGCAAAAAUAUUAUUGAUAACGAUUUCAUUGUAUUUAACACGGAAACUAGUACUGGUAGUGAGAUAAAUACAGAAUAUACUACUUACUACGAAAACGAUAAUACAAUAACUACAACUGAAGAACAAGAUGUAACUACUGAAGAAUUAUCGUUUAGGUUAUCGGAUCUUCCACCAGCAGUGAUAGCAUCAUUUCUGGGAUAAUUAUUUCGAAAUUUAAAUAAAUUUUAUGUUUGAACUGGUUCGCUUGAACAUUUUUCAUGGCAAAUUUCAGUAUCAAGAAAUAUUUCAAAGAAUGUCACCACAUCUCGUAGAUCAUACAUAGCGUGAGUGUUUAAGAUAUUUCCUUUAUCGUCAUAGUCCUUAUACAACAAACUAGUUACUUUCUGUGUUCUUAAAGCAUUGUCACCUUUCAAGAUCAAUACAGACCUCCGCUUGGAGUUCAUCAAUUUGUAUUUUGUUCCAUUAACUA